Molecule: messenger RNA, 2015 nt
Organism: Brachypodium distachyon (stiff brome)
Lineage: Eukaryota; Viridiplantae; Streptophyta; Magnoliopsida; Poales; Poaceae
Product: 3-ketoacyl-CoA synthase 6
Exons: 1
Coding region: 81-1544 (487 amino acids)
Biological process (GO): fatty acid biosynthetic process
Cellular component (GO): membrane
Molecular function (GO): acyltransferase activity, transferring groups other than amino-acyl groups
Source: RefSeq, a predicted model, not a curated record
GCGGCCUUUAAGUUCCGCGCGCCUUACACUGACACCCGCACCAAGAGCAUCCACACGUAAACAAUCAAGCAGCAGCCAGCAUGAGCCCGUCCACUCAGUCCAGCCGUCCCAAGGCCGCGUACCAGCGCGUUGUGGACAACUUCACUGCCAUCGUCGCCGUCCCGCUCGCCGCUGUCGCCCUCGUCACGAUGGCGCGGCUCGGGCCGGAGACGCUAGCGAGCCGGCUCUCCGAGCUCCAGCCCGUGAACGUCUUCCUGGCCUGCUUCCUCCCCGCCGCCGCGGCCAUCGUGUACCUCACGCUGCGCCCCCGCGCGUUGUACCUCGUGGACUACGCGGGCUUCCGCACCCCGCACAACUGCCGGAUCCCCUUCGCCAGCUUCCUGGAGCACGCCAAGCAGCUGCCGGCGCUCAACGAGCGCAGCGUCCGGUUCAUGACGCGUCUGCUGGAGCGCUCGGGGCUCGGGGAGGAGACCUGCCUUCCCCCGGCGCAGCACUAUAUACCGACCCACAAGUACUGCACGCUCGACGCCGCCCGCGCCGAGUUCGAGCUCGUGGCCUUCUCGGCGAUCGACGACCUGUUCGCGAAAACCGGCAUCACCCCUGACGCCGUAGACGUGCUAAUUGUCAACUGCAGCUUGUUCUGCCCCAUACCAUCCUUGGUCGACAUGAUCAUAAACAAGUACAAGCUGCGGAGCGAGAUCCGGAGCAUGCAGCUCUCGGGGAUGGGAUGCAGCGCGGGUCUCAUCGCCGUGGGGCUCGCGAGGAACCUCCUGCAGGUUCUUCCCCGAGGCGCGCACGCGCUGGUCGUCUCCACGGAGACCAUCACGCCCAACUACUACAUCGGCAACGAGCGCGCAAUGCUCCUCCCCAACUGCCUCUUCCGCAUCGGCGGCGCCGCGGCGCUGCUUUCGACGUCCUCCGCAAAGGCCCGGUUCCGGUUAAAGCAUGUCGUGCGCACGCUCACUGGCGCGCAGGACAGCGCCUACCGGUGCGUGUUCCAGGAGGAGGACGGCGAGGGACACCGGGGGAUCAACCUCAGCAAGGACCUGAUGAACAUCGCCGGGGACUCGCUCAAGGCCAACAUCACCGCGAUGGGCCCGCUCGUGCUGCCAGCCUAUGAGCAGCUCAUGUUCGCCUUCUCCUUCGUCGCGCGGAACGUGAUCGGCACGCGAGUCAUCAAACCGUACAUCCCCGACUUCCGCACGGCGUUCGAGCACUUUUGCAUCCACGCCGGGGGCCGCGCGGUCAUCGACGAGCUGCAGAGAAGCCUCAGCCUUUCCGACGAGCAGGUUGAGGCAUCACGGAUGACGCUUCACAGGUUUGGGAACACGUCCAGCAGUUCGCUGUGGUACGAGCUGGCGUACAUCGAGGCCAAGGGUCGCAUGCGGCAGGGCGACCGCGUGUGGAUGAUUGGGUUCGGGUCUGGAUUCAAGUGCAACGGCGCGGCAUGGGAGUGCAUCCAGCCCGCGCGCAACGCCGAUGGGCCGUGGGCCACGUCGAUCCACAGGUAUCCGGUGGACAUUCCAGAUGUUCUGCAGCAUUAGCUGCUGGAGAAAUGGAGAUACUUAUUCUUAAAAAAAAAACUGCUGGAGAUACUUCAGAUAUAGCACCAUCGAUCAAAGGACUGGCCCUAACAGAUUCCAGAGAUUACAUGUUCAUGGUUCAUUGAUUAAUAUGCCAUCUAAUUUUAAGACAGUGUUCGAGUGAAGCAUAUGUUAUUCAAAUAAUGCUAUUCAUAUCUAUUACUCCUUUUGAUCCUAAAUUCUUGUCGUUGUUUUGUUUUGAACUAGAACAAAACAUCUGGAACACAUUGUUAUCACAUAAGUCGGAGUGAGUACGACUUAUGUGACUUGAUUUGUAAAACUCUAUUUAUCUUCGUAGUGAUUUCUUAAAAAUAAGUUCUACACCAUUGAAAAAAUAAGGACACAUAUGUACAUGCUAGUAUAUGUAUUGUUGAUAACAAUGUAUUAUCAGUCAUCGGAGAUAUCAAACCAAUAAUAUGAGCAUAUAUCUUA